This is a messenger RNA of Colletotrichum siamense, 612 nucleotides long. RefSeq names its product putative RING finger protein. The record is from RefSeq and is a predicted model, not a curated record. Gene Ontology annotation, biological process: protein ubiquitination. The transcript has 2 exons. The coding region runs from base 1 to 612 and encodes 203 amino acids. Gene Ontology annotation, cellular component: cytoplasm. Gene Ontology annotation, molecular function: ubiquitin protein ligase activity. NCBI's taxonomy places the organism in Eukaryota, Fungi, Ascomycota, Sordariomycetes, Glomerellales, Glomerellaceae.
AUGGCCACCCAGUACGAAGUCGAGCACAACAUCAAGCCCGGGCCCUCCACCCAGUCCGGGACCCGCCGCAUCGACAUGUCCUCCUUCACCUCCUUCCUCGCCAACCUCACGACCGACGCCGCCCCCUCGUCGCCCCAGGAGCACCGCCACACGAACCCUCACGCGACGCCCACGCCCGUCGACGCAGCCGCACUGUACCACCUUCUCCAGCAGCAGUUCCAGACCCUCUUCUCGACGGCCCCAAACGACGACAACGCCCGCUUCCUCUCCUCCCUCGUCGAGGCCCUCGAGUCCGACAUCAACAGCCCGCCCUCCGAGAUCCCCGGCGUCAGCCAGGAGUACCUCGACUCGCUCGACCGCGUCCCCAAAAAGUCCCUCGGCAAGGACGAGGCCUGCCCCAUCUGCGCCGAAAAGUUCCUCGACGACCAGUACCCCCUCAUCGUCGAGCUGCCGUGCCACAGCAGCCACCGCUUCGACCUCGAGUGCGUCAGCCCCUGGCUGCGCAGCAAGGGCAGCUGUCCCAUGUGCCGGAAGGACCUGACCAAGAAGAAGGAGCAGAUCGUCGUGGACGACGACGAGGAGAAUGACGACCCCGACGGGCUGUACGCCUAA